Molecule: messenger RNA, 1421 nt
Organism: Oncorhynchus mykiss (rainbow trout)
Lineage: Eukaryota; Metazoa; Chordata; Actinopteri; Salmoniformes; Salmonidae
Source: RefSeq, a predicted model, not a curated record
CCACAUAAGGCGCUAGAUUGAAGGUAAGGCCAUGCGAUAGACUAGAGUCCUGUCUAGCGGGUCCAUCAAACUGCCUCAUGCUACAGAAACUAAAGACCUGCUCCUCGGGCAAGGAGACUUACUAAAUGUGUUCUGAAUCAUGUAAAACAGUCCAAUAGCACCACCGACAGUCUUAUCACUCCUUUUCAUGAACAUCAAACUCCAGGUGCCAAGCAGGGCACAAAUAUGUUCCGGUAUUAUCUGUAUAUUGCUUGUGUUACUGUCUGGUAGCAGUGGGCUGUGGGUGGUGAGGUGAUUUGCAUUCAUAUCAGUGUUUAUAUCAGCCACAGUGUACAAUAACUUUCUGUAGAGAUGCUCACUCAUUCCUCGUCCAGGGAACUCCGUGCAUGACCAGAGAUCCAGCACAAGAGAUGGUACCAAUGAAGGCGAGGACAGGGACAGGCUUGUAUUCACUUGCUUGCCUUCUCAUGAUCAGUAGUGUCUGUUCUACCUGUGUUCCCUUGAUGUGUCUAAAGUGCAACUUAACCCACUCACCUGGAAUAUCUGCUGCGGGAUUACCAGACAAUGCCAUCUGUGACAUCCUGUGCUCAGACACUACCCAAUGCUUCAAUGCUACUAUUCAACAGUACUGCUCAAAAGAUUUUAAAGUGUUACUCAACACCAGUUCUGGGUUCAAAGUGCAGGAGGGUGAUAACCUCGACAUUGAGUGUUCCCAUAACCUGCCGGUGGAACCAAAAAGCCCGCUGGUCUUUGUCUGGCUGAUGGAUGGCGUCCACCUGAAGGGCAAGAACAGUAGCAUGCUCACCGUGAAGAAGGUUGGUAUAGAUACCUCUGGCAAGGAGAAAUAUGCCUGCACCAUCCAGAGUCCCUGUGGCAACUUCACCUCAGAACCAAAGGAGAUUGAAGUUGAAGUGUUUUUAUUUCCUACCAAUUCCUGGGGAUGUCUGUCCCUCUGUGCUGUCUCCAUGUGUGUCAGACGUGACGAUGUUGGUCAUAGUGAUCUGUGGUGUGUCUGCUGUGGUGCUGAUCCUGGCCAUGGGUAUAGGCAUGAAGAUCAUGCUGAAGAUGGAAUUUGCGAAGACAAAGAACAGGAGGCAGCAGAAUGCUCAGAACCUACAGAGAACUACAGCAGAGUAGUGUUUCAUUUUCUGCAAAUUCCACCAAAUGUCCUACAUGAGAAAAUGGCAAAAAUUUGACAUGAUUACACUGUAAAUGGAUAAAUAUGUAGCUAACAAUUUUAUUGUUGUAUUUGCAAUUUAAUCAACAUAAUUUUAUCUCAAAGUCAGUGUUUAACAUGGAGAGCCACAGAUAUGUUGAUCCUCUGGCAGUGCCACACAGCAAGUUUGGAGAUUUGUCCCAAUAAAUAAUAUGCCAAAUUCAUGAUAUUUAUUAAUAAACAUUUGUGUAUGUUUGUGUUUAUA